Hemisphaericaspora subhashii is the source of this 339-nucleotide messenger RNA. RefSeq lists its product as uncharacterized. Bases 1 to 339 code for a protein of 112 amino acids. Lineage: Eukaryota; Fungi; Ascomycota; Pichiomycetes; Serinales; Debaryomycetaceae. The record is from RefSeq and is a predicted model, not a curated record. The transcript has a single exon.
AUGAUGUCCUUUCCAAAAGCACAUUUGAUUUCCAAACGAUUCUUCUCACAAUCAAGAAUCUAUUCCCAAAUAAAUCUCACAUUUUUCACCAAGGAUACAUGUAUGCUAUGUACCAAUGCCAAGGGGAUACUUGAAACUACCCUUAAAUUACCUAGUUUACAAGAUCAAAAGAUUAAUCUAAAUACCAUAGAUAUAAUGAAACCAGAGAAUCAAGAAUGGUAUGAUAAGUAUUGCUAUGAUGUUCCUGUAUUGCAUGUGGAUAGACAGGGUCAAAAGAAGCCAGUUAAGUUUAUGCAUUAUUUUUAUGUGGAUAAGUUAGAAGAAGAAUUUAAGAAAUAA